AUGCUCCUCGACGUGCCCCAGGAGUGGUUCGCCCUCGCGCUGGUCGCCGCUCCUCUCCUCGUCACCCUCUGCUUCGUCCGACGCAUCGCCAACCGGCCCGACCACGCCCAAGCGGUGAACCUCUUUGUCUACCCGAUCAAGUCGUGCGCCGAGGUGGCUGUGCAGAGCGCCACGGCCACGCCGCGCGGGUUCGAGGGCGACCGCCUCUUUCAGUGCACGGACAAGCAUGGCAAGUACUGCACUCCGCGCGACGACGACAAGGCCCGGCUCUUCAAA
This is a messenger RNA of Emiliania huxleyi CCMP1516, 276 nucleotides long. RefSeq lists its product as hypothetical. Lineage: Eukaryota; Haptophyta; Isochrysidales; Noelaerhabdaceae. The record is from RefSeq and is a predicted model, not a curated record. The annotation marks the transcript as partial. The transcript has a single exon.